CUGUGUACAGCAGCUGUAGGUACAACCGGCCAGGAGGCAACUCGGAGGCGCCUCCAUUGAGAAUCUAGCUGAGCGUUUGGGAUUAGGUACGGAAGUACCUACUUUCAAUUGUUUGAUUGCAGCACCUCCGUGGUCCUCGAGCAUUGCAAAGUGCUGAGCCUCAGAGCGGUUGAAUUCUUUACUGAAAGUUGAAGGCACAGUGAGCAUGGCUUUUCCAGACCGGUCUGGUAAUGAGGCCGCAUGCUCGACCAGCGCUCAGGGGACGCUGCUGCAGAACCUGUCCUUUGUGUCCCUCCUCCCUGACCCUAGGGCCAGAAGGAAAGAGGUUUAUGCCAUCCCACGUGUAGCAUCGCUGUCUCUCAGUGCUGACGGCAGGCUGGGGAGCGUGCAAGAUGUGGUUGGUUCCUGUAGAAAGUGGCAACAUCAGAUGGGGCAGAACUUGCGAGCAUGGAGCAACGGGCUGUUGAAGGAGGACUCUGUGCAGAGAACUUUUAACUUUCUCAACAGGAGAAGCUCUUCCCUUGCGUCUCUGUCGACCUCAUGGCAAUCUGAAACGGUGCCGUACGAGCCACGAGAGGUUUUCAAGCUUGCAAUGACAGAGGCACAGAUCACAUCAAAGCUAGACUCAGUGCCCGUGUACACAGUGAUCAAUGCUGACAAUGAGUUUGUGCUGGUGUCGGGCGGAGAAGAAGACAAGCCCGAUGAUACCAAGCACCUUGGUCUUUUCUGCUUCUCAGAGAAAGACGCGGCCGCCUUUUUGAAGCAGGUGAAAGACAGGGAUCCUGCCCUCUUCCGGAACGCCAGAGUUGCUGCAGUGUCGCUGGAGAAGGUGUACACCCUAAGCUCGCAAGGGAUUGCGUUCCGGUUUCUGCCGGAUAUUGCGCAAGUGGCAAAAGCAAUCAAGGUGAAAGAGGAGGCACUGAAUUCGUCCAACCCGUUGGGGUCCGUUCCUGGCAAAGGCGACAAGCCGAAGAAAGAGUUCGACGGCGUGCCGGUGUUCCAGAGCCACCACCUGGCGCUGCGCGCGGGCAACAAGCGGUACUGCCCCAUCUUCUUCCGGUACGAGGAUGUCGAGGCGGCGCUCAAGAAGGCCAAGAGCCGCGAGGAGCGGACCAGCAAGAAGAUGAUCAACCAGGACCACAGUAUACAGGUCGGCAGUUUUGAGGACUGCCUGAGGCGGCUGGAGCGGGCCGACAUCAACUCCGAAUGGGGAGACGUGGUGUUCAUCCCUCCUGGUGAUGACAUGCUGGAAAGGCUGGACGCGACGGCGCAAGCCGGAAGCAAGACGGUGAUCACAUGAGAGCCAAGUUUUGACUUUUCAGUAUACCCUGGACCUAGGCAAGGCAUAUUGUACAGUUGACAAGAAGAACGGCUGUUUGUCAGGCAUCGUAAGGAGUACAGUCUCGAGUCUGCCCAGUUUUGCAAACCUGAUCAAGCGAGAAGAGCAUGUGUAAGAUCCCGUGAUUGAACACGGAAUAUUCCAAAGCCUACAAAUCAGUCGCGUAUUUCCAUCUG
Messenger RNA from Klebsormidium nitens, 1515 nucleotides. NCBI's taxonomy places the organism in Eukaryota, Viridiplantae, Streptophyta, Klebsormidiophyceae, Klebsormidiales, Klebsormidiaceae. The record is from the annotation of a GenBank genome assembly.